This is a messenger RNA of Amphibalanus amphitrite, 1620 nucleotides long. RefSeq names its product glutamate receptor-like. The transcript has 2 exons. The record is from RefSeq and is a predicted model, not a curated record. Lineage: Eukaryota; Metazoa; Arthropoda; Thecostraca; Balanomorpha; Balanidae. Gene Ontology annotation, molecular function: glutamate-gated receptor activity. Gene Ontology annotation, cellular component: membrane.
AUGAUCUUGAAGAAUCUUGCCUAUCUUAAAGAACCCGGCACUCGCCCCAGCCAACCUUUUCUUCGAUACCCAAACGUCAAAGAUAAAUUAUAACAAAGCAUCAGCAUAUAAGGAAUACUUCAUCCAUAUAAUGCAAAUUAUGAAGAACUGCGUAUCUCAGCGUUCCACGAUCCGCCGUACUUUUUCAUCACACAUCACGAAAACGGCAGCCACACCUACGACGGCUACCUUUACCAGCUGUGGCAGAUGCUGGCCUGCAUGGUGGACUUACGCUACAGGAUCAUCCCGCUGACAGGCGGCGGCUACGGACGUCUCUCCGGCAACCGCACGUGGACCGGUGUGACCGGCGAGCUGACGUACGGUCGAGCCGACCUGGCCCUCAGCUGGCUCGGCAUGACCUCCAACCGGACGGCGGUGAUCGACUUUCUGGACGUGAUCCCCGUGAGCUGGUACCAGGACGACUUCUAUGUGCGCAGCGGGCCGGUGACGGCACCCGAGCUGCGCGCCAAGACGUUCGCGUCGCUGCUGCGGCCGCUGCACGAGGACGUCUGGUGGAUGCUGCUCGGUUCUCUGCUGGUUAUCUCUGUGCUGCUGCACGUCACGGUGCGGGUCGGUCGUGGCCUCUCCGAGAGCGAGCUCGUCGCCGGUCAGAUGUCGUGGGGCUCGUGUCUGCUGAACACGCUGCGCUCGGUGGUCGGCCAGGGCUGGGACACCAUGCCCGACUCGCUGGCGGCACGCACCGUCACCCUCUCCAGCUGGAUCCUGGGCAUGUUGCUGUACGCCAGCUACACGGCCAAGCUGAUGUGCCACCUGACCGUGCCGACCCCGAGCCGGCCCCUCCACAGCCUGCACGAGUUCGCCGCCGAGAGAGACUGGAUAAUCGCCAUGGAGCCGGGAGUGAGCAUCCUCGACGGUUGGAAGGUGAGCGACAAGCCACACGAACGGGAGAUGUUUCAACGCGUCGAGAAUGGAGACAGGUACAUCGAACUCUACCCGACUCACGAUAACAAGUCUGGCUUCAACAUCGACAGAGUUCUCUUCCACGCCGACUUCAGGAGGCUGCGGUACGCGAUCGGUCAGGAGAGCUGCAAGCUGAUCCGUCUGCUGGACACACCGCCAAACCCACCGAUCCGCGCCUACAUGCCGAUCGCCAAGGGCCGCCCGGCGCUGCGUGACAAACUUAACAGGGCCAUGCUGGAGCUGGCUGAGACCGGCCUGGUGGACCGGAUUCGCAACAGGUGGAUGACUCAGCUGCAGCGAGACUGCGACGCGCCUACGGCCAACUACCGGCCGCUGUCGCUGACCAACCUGCUGGCCAUGCUGCUGAUCGUGCCGCUGGCAGUGGUGGCCAGCGUGAUGCUGUUGGCGCUGGAGCAGCUGUACGGCAGAACGGGAAACUGGCGCCGUCAACAGCUCGUCAGACUGCGGGAGCGGGUGUCAGCCCAGUGCGACCGGUACCUGACUCGCCGUCUGAAGGAUGAAACGCAGCUGGACGGUUCCCGGUCGAACGACGUAGGAACAGAGAAGAGCUUGCACCCAUACCAUUCCAUCAGCUUAAACGGUGAGAAAGCCUUUGGAAACGGCGGCGCCAAGAAAACAAUUAUGAAGAGCUUGGCUUGA